Molecule: messenger RNA, 1801 nt
Organism: Syzygium oleosum
Lineage: Eukaryota; Viridiplantae; Streptophyta; Magnoliopsida; Myrtales; Myrtaceae
Product: ADP-ribosylation factor GTPase-activating protein AGD5-like
Exons: 11
Coding region: 113-1531 (472 amino acids)
Molecular function (GO): GTPase activator activity
Source: RefSeq, a predicted model, not a curated record
GAGCGAGAGAGAGAGAUUCGGAGAUCAACCUGUGUCCGAAAGCCUUCUCUCUCUCUCUCUCUCUCUCUCUCUCUCUAGAACCGAAAGCCUCUCUGAUCUUCGCCCAUUCGACAUGAACGGGAAGGCCAACGUCUCCAAGGAGCUCAAUGCCCACCACAGAAAGAUUCUCGAAGGGCUUCUCAAAUUGCCUGAGAACAGGGAAUGUGCUGAUUGUAAGACCAAAGGUCCAAGAUGGGCUAGUGUCAAUUUAGGAAUAUUUAUAUGCAUGCAAUGUUCGGGAAUCCAUAGAAGUCUCGGGGUACAUAUAUCAAAGGUCCGAUCAGCUACUUUGGACACGUGGCUUCCAGAGCAGGUUGCUUUCAUACAAUCCAUGGGCAAUGAGAAGGCAAAUAGCUAUUGGGAGGCAGAGCUACCCCAAAAUUAUGACAGAGUGGGAAUUGAGAAUUUUAUUCGUGCAAAAUAUGAGGAGAAAAGGUGGGUUUCCAGGGAUGGAAAACCCAAGUCACCUUCUAGAGGACAAGAAGAAAAGGAUACUGUACAGUGGCAGAGACCUGGCGAAAGAAGUGCACAGAGAUUUUCAGGCAAGCCCGAGAGUUCAUUUGAGCAAAGGAGGACCAGCCAAGCCUCUUUUACAAAACACAGCAAUCCUGUUCCUCCUAAAGGACCUGAUCAGGUCACUGCCGGUCCAAAACUGCAAGAUGCUAAAAAGACGGAAAUGGCUGCGACACCUGUUGAAGCAAUAAAAGAAACUGUAGAUACUGCUCCGGCUGCGUCUCCUCCCAAAGUUGAUUAUACUACUGACCUUUUCAACCUGCUAUCCAUGGAAGCUCCAAAUGAAAAGGGUUCAGAGGCAGCUUCCACAGAUGAUUGGGCUGGUUUUCAAACUGCUGGAGCGGCAGCCAAAACUGAGAGAGAAAAGUCCAAUAACUCAAAACCUGUUGAAAGUAGCACUCAGUCCACUUCUGGCUUUGAGGAUCUUUUUAAGGACGUCACUCUUGUUCCCUCAGUUUCAGAGAAACCUCAGAAAGAUGUGAAAAAUGACAUAAUGAGCCUUUUUGAGAAGAGCAACAUGGUUUCGCCAUUUUUGAUGCAUCAACAGCAACUUGCGAUGCUGGCACAGCAGCAGUCCCUUCUCAUGGCUGCAGCAGCGAAAUCUGGUUGUGUGGAUCCAAAAAUUCUUGGUGCUACACAGCAACCUGGUUUAAAUGGCACUAAUUACCCUAUGAUGAACUGGCCCAACAUGGGUCAACAAGUUCCAGGGAACACAUAUCCAAUAGGCGGACAAGCAGAUUUACAGACAUUCAUGCUGACGAGCAACCUACCAACUCCACAUCUGUUGGGGAACUUCUCAGACAAUUCGACAUCAAGCAUGUAUACGAUGGGGCAAACUAUCAAUGUCAAUGGUCUCAUGUCUGCUGGGGUUACCAACCAUCAAUCGACUCCCACUGUUGCAUCUGCUUCUCCUUCAACACAAUCUGGGAAAGAGUUUGACUUCUCUUCGUUAACCCAAGGCAUGUUCUCAAAACACUGAGUAAGUUGCGAAUGCAAAUAUUAUACAAUCAGGAGAGAGCAAAAUUUUAUAGGGGACGGUGCUUGGAACUUCUUUUGUAAGCAUGGGUCAUAAGCAAUUUGUUAAGGGUUGAUUUGGUUUUUCCGUUCACUUAUUGGGUGGUGAUUUGUAUGGGUAGCCCUUCUGAGUAAUAAAAAGUAGCUCAUAUUGAUUUGAAUGUCAUCCUCAAGACUGACAUGUUUCAUGUAUUAUUGUUGUUUGACGAAAUCAUAGGUCUGACAUUGUGUGUGA